Messenger RNA from Sphaeramia orbicularis (orbiculate cardinalfish), 2537 nucleotides. RefSeq names its product paraspeckle component 1 (gene pspc1). The record is from RefSeq and is a predicted model, not a curated record. The transcript is spliced from 10 exons. Gene Ontology annotation, molecular function: RNA binding. Bases 1 to 1533 code for a protein of 510 amino acids. Lineage: Eukaryota; Metazoa; Chordata; Actinopteri; Kurtiformes; Apogonidae.
AUGGCCAGCCGGAAUAUGCAACAACACGCCACCAUGCAGAGCAGCGGUUCUCCAGCAGCAGCCAAACACGGAACGGACUCCCCUGCUCCAGAACAACCAGCGGCGAACAAAGAUAGCCCAGCCCCGCCGCCACGGCAGCCGACCCCGGCCGAACAGACAGAAGGAGCCGGGGAAGGAAGCUCAGAGGGCCCGGCCGAAAUGACUCUGGAUAUAACGAGUUUUCGGAAACCAGGGGAGAAGACGUUCACCCAGCGCUCUCGUCUUUUUGUCGGGAAUCUGCCCCUAGAUAUCCCGGAGGAGGAGUUCGUACACAUGUUCGCAAAAUAUGGAAAAACUACCGAAGUGUUUAUCAACCGAGACCGGGGCUUUGGCUUCAUCCGUUUAGAAACUCGGACACUGGCAGAGAUUGCCAAAGCUGAGCUGGAUGGGACCGUUUUGAAUAAUCGACCGAUCCGGGUCCGCUUUGCCUCACAUGGGGCUGCACUCACAGUUCGCAACCUGUUGCCCGUUGUAACAAAUGAGCUGCUGGAGCAGGCGUUUUCUCAGUUCGGACCUGUGGAACGAGCAGUUGUUGUGACUGAUGACCGUGGCCGACCCACUGGCAGAGGCAUAGUAGAGUUUGCAAACAAAGUAGCUGCACGUAAAGCACUGGAGCGCUGUACUGAGGGGGCAUUGCUGCUCACAACCACACCUUGUCCAGCCAUCAUAGAGCCUUCAGAGCAGUUGGACGAUGAGGAGGGACUGCCUGAAAAAGUGCUGCCAAAAACUCCAAAAUACCACAAAGAGCGAGAGCAACAGCCACGCUUCGCCCAGCCAGGAACAUUUGAGUUUGAAUACUCGUCUCGCUGGAAAGCGCUUGAUGAGAUGGAGAAACAGCAGAGAGAACAGGUGGACAGAAACAUCAGAGAGGCAAAAGAGAAACUGGAGGCUGAGCUGGAGUCGGCAAAACAUGAACAUCAGCUCAUGUUGAUGAGGCAAGAUCUAAUGAGACGUCAGGAGGAGCUGAGGAGACUGGAGGAGCUUCGCAACCAGGAGCUGCAGAGACGAAAGCAGAUAGAGAUGAGGCAUGAGGAGGAACGAAGGCGUCGAGAGGAGGAGAUGAUGAGACACAGAGAACAGGAGGACCAGAGACGCCAACCAGACGGCUUCAAACCAAACUACAUGGACAAUAGGGAACAGGAAAUGAGAGUGGGUGAGCUGGGCCCUCGUGGAGCCAUUAAUAUGGGAGAUGGCUUUAACCAGGCCUCUGCAGGGCCCGUUGCAAACCAGGCUCAAAUGAUGGGAAUGAGUGGAAGGGCGGGAGCCGGUGGCCCAGAGGGAACUCCAAAUAUGGGCACACCAAUGAUGUCCGAGAACGGAGCCAUGAGAAAUGAUAGAUUCCCCCCGGGUGGAGCAAUGGGGGGCCGACCAGAGGUUGAGUCCCCAAAGCAGCAGGCCAUGGGCCCUCAAGGCGGACCGGCCCCAGGAUUUGGCCGGGGCAGCCCAGUUGGGGGAGUCUUUGACGGGCCGAAUAACAAGCGGCGCAGGUUUUAAGUUGUCUUUGUUGACAAAAGCAGUUUUAAUGGACUUUCUAUGAAGAAUAAUGUGACUUUUUUCUGUUGCCCUAGUUUCAGUUGCUUCCUGUGAAUCGGAACUAUUUGCUAAAAAGUCUGUUGGAGCCCUUUUUUCCCCUUUUCAUGUUUUCUUUUUUUUUACCCCUUGAGCCAUUCACUUGUCAGUGAUUAUCCUCUAAUAAUGCUGCACAUUACUCAAAAUCAUGUUAGUUUUUCCACCUCUUUUCUAAAUGGUACACUUUGUGCAGUUUUGGACUAUAGAGUGUCUGUCUACGAUUUGAACCUGCCGAUUAACAGAGGGGUAUUCCAGAAAGCAGGUUAUGUGAAAACUCUGAGUUUGUUAACCCCGAAAUGAGGGAAACUCUGGAUUUUCUGUUCCAGAAACCCUGAGUUUCAGAAACCCUGAGUUUCACUUGUCUCCUCCCACGUGAAACACGCUGUUAGACAGGGCUGGUCUGUACAAAUGUGCUUCCUCAGAUUUAGAAGCACAGUUAGUGUUUUACAUCAGGAGAAGAUUUUCAGACCUCGAGUAGAUGUGCUAUUAUUUCCCGAUGAAUAUCUAUUUAUCUAUUUAUAUCUAUUAGCAAUAGGACAAUAUAAGCUCAUCUCCUUCCUAUUCCAUUUUGGCCAUAAAUUGUUGUUAAAGAUAUUCAGAGUUUCUCAGCUUGGAGUAAGUCAACUCAGAGUUUAGGAUUAGACUCAGAUUUUGUUGAACCUGCUUUCUGGAAUACCCCUCAGGCAUUGAUCUUGAGUGAAAACAGGAUCACUGAUUUUUAAUAAAAAUCUACAGAAAAACCACCACAUACUGUUGUUGUAAGUUGUCUCAAUUUCCAUGAUCAGCUGUUUUCUUCCUUAUUUUAUUGUGGUCUCCUUUCAAACAGACUCUUUGCUCCUCUGACGUUUCGUCAUUAAGCCAGUGAAUGUUUCUGCAGCCUUUUACAUCCUGUGUUUGGUGGUGGAAGGAAAAUAAAAGAUUUGUAGGAA